CGCAUUACGUCUCCUGGGGAGCCGGCGCAUGCGCUCACGGCGGGGGCGGUGUGUGGGUGCGGGUGGCCCAGCUCCGGGUUGCCAGCAGCAACGCCCUGCACAAGAACCGCAGGGCGGCUGCUGGAGUGUAGUGGUGCGGGAGCGCGAAGGGGCAGCCUUCGCUUCUUUGUCCUCCUGUCUCGUCUUGCCCCGUCCCUGGGCCGGUCCCAGCCCGCCCGGCAGAUCCAGAGAUGGAGUACCCUGAACCAUGUCACCCUGAAGAAAAGGAAUUAUGUCGGCCCACACCUCUUAACCCGGGCGACCGAGGACUAUUUGAUUGAUCCAUCAUUGAAACAGAAAUUUCAAAAGAGAACAGACAGUUUCCAAGGACACUCUUCUCGCCUUGAUACACAGCUGAAAAAGGUCGAAAAAGAAAAAAUGAUAAAACAACAAAAAAAGGAAACUGGACAGAUUACAGAAAGCGGUAAUUGCCUUGAAAGAUAUCCAUCAAUAGCUACCCUAUCAUCUUCGGAUUCAGUACUUACACCUUCAUUUGACAUUUCAAAGUUACCUGAAAGAGUAAUAGUACAGAUUUUCCACCUUCUAAGUGUCAUCGAUUGGGCAAACUGUGCUCAAGUCAACAGUACCUGGAGAUCCAUGACAUAUCUGAGAUCAUUGUGGAGUGAUAUCAAUUUUUCCUUAGUGUAUCAAAUAGUCAAUGACAGAUUUAUAGGAUGCAUACUACAAAGAUGGCGACCUAAUGUGUUACGUCUGAAUUUCCAUGGAUGUUCUUCCCUUCAGUGGCCUUCCUUUAAAUUGAUCAAUCAGUGUAAAAAUUUACAAGAACUAAAUGUUUCUCAAUGUGAAGGACUAAAUGAUGAUGCAAUGAGAUAUGUGUUAGAAGGCUGCCCAUCUCUUAUUCAUCUGAAUAUAGCUCAUACAGAUAUUAGUAAUGGAACACUAAAACUACUUUCAAGAUGUUUCCCCAACUUACAGAAACUUAGUUUGGCUUAUUGCAGAAACUUCACAGAGAAAGGUUUACUGUACCUGAAUUUAGGCAAAGGAUGCCACAAGAUCACCAAUUUGGACCUUUCAGGUUGUACUCAGAUUUCAGUUCAAGGCUUCAAGGAUAUUGCAAGCAGCUGCACUGGAAUAAAGCACUUGGUCAUCAAUGAUAUGCCAACUCUGACGGAUAAUUGUAUAAAAGCUUUGGUUGAAAGAUGCAAAAGCAUUACAUCUGUAAUAUUCAUUGGUUCACCACAUCUCUCUGACACUGCUUUUAAAUAUCUUACUGACUGUUCACUUAACAAGGUUCGAGUUGAAGGGAAUAAUCGGAUCACAGACUUAACUUUUAAACUUAUGGAUAAACAUUACGGAGAUCUCAGCCAUAUUUACAUGACUGAUUGUGAACGGAUUACUGAUGUCAGCCUUAAGUCAAUUGCUAAUUUGAAGAAUCUUGUUGUAUUGAAUUUAGCCAAUUGUAUAAGAAUUGGUGAUGUUGGCCUUCGGAGCUUUCUUGGUGGACCUUCAAGCUCAAAACUUAGAGAACUGAAUUUAACUCAUUGUGCUCAAAUAAGUGAUCUUUCCCUUGCAGAAAUGGGAGAAAGGUGUCGUAGUCUUACCUACUUGAAUUUACGUAGUUGUACACAGUUGACUGAUUGUGGGAUUGAGUUCAUUACCAAGCUUCCCAACUUGAUUUCAAUUGAUCUUUCUGUAACAGCCAUCACUGAUGAGGCUUUGACAUCACUGUCCAAUCAUAAAAAGUUAAAAGAACUUAGUGUUUCUGAGUGUGAAUUCAUCACGGAUUCAGGAGUUAAGCAUUUCUGUCAGUCAACACCAAUUUUGGAACAUCUAGAUGUGUCUUUCUGCCUUAAGCUUUCUGGAGAAAUUUUGAAAGCACUAUCCACUAAGUGUCUUAGGCUGACAUCACUCAGCAUCGCUGGCUGUCCAAAGAUGAAUGACUUGGCCAUAAGGAUUUUGAGCAAAAAAUGCCAUUAUCUUCACAUCUUGGAUGUCUCUGGGUGUGUACGCCUUACUGACAAAGCCAUUGAAUACCUUCUGCAAGGCUGCAAACAGCUUCGGAUCUUGAAGAUGCGGUACUGCAGGAGGAUUUCCAAGGUGGCAGAUUUCCGAAUUUCAUCUCAAGUUAAAUGCCGUGAAUACAGUAUAGAGGACCCUCCCUUUUGGUUUGGCUAUGAUCACAAAGGGAUCAUCUUCCGUGACAGAGUGAGAGUUAAAGUCUCUAAUGGAAAGACAAGAAAAUCAACAUUGGAGAGUUCAAAGGAUAUAGAAAACACAUUACAAAUUUCCUCCAAAAUCAAAGGAUGAACAUCAAGCAACCUAAAAGGUCUCUGAAUGACUUUUGUUUGCUUGGGGAAAAUAUUCAUUGCAUCUCAUGCUAAGAAUCUUUCCAUAUAGAAGCAAUAGUAAUUUAGCUUCCAUUUCUUAUUCCAACUACAAUUUCCAUAAGGUAUUGCUGAUUCUUUUUAUCUAUAAUAAUAAUAAAAAAAAAAAGCAAAAUGAAGUCACUGUCCUGCCCAUUAAAAACAAUAAUUUUGUCGCUCCACUAAAUUUUGAUGUCUACAGGUAUGGAGGUGACUGUGUAUUUUUAGAGGCUAGGCCAGCAUAGAAUGAAAGAAAGCCUACUUUAUAACAAGGAAGACCUGGUUUCAUGUCCCACUUUAGCCACAUUCUGAUUCGGUGAUCCUGGGCAAGUCACUCAACUUCUAGUGCCUUAGAUACUUGUCUAAGACCAGCAAUGGUUCAGGGAAAUUGUCAGAAAUUCAGAUGUCCAGGGAAGCCUAGGUUCAGUUUGUAGCGUAAACUCCAGCAGGUCUACCCACCUCCUGCAAAGAUGGUUAUAACAUGUACCUGUGAUCUGAGGACCUGCUUAGGGAGGCUCCUCACCAGUGGGGUUCCAGACAAUGAACUUUUCUACCACAACCACUCAUGGGAGACUCUCUGCUCCAGUGAUAAGAAAAUGUGAUCUGGGAUAGGUGGGGAGAUUUCCAUUUACUUCAGAAGUCCAAGAGUCUACUUUUUUAGUGGUGCUGGAAGUUUGCUUAAAUUUCUAUCUUUGAGCCUAAAGCCCCAAUACUAAAUGUUAAACUUGCUUUUCCUAAUAGAGAUCAUACAAUGAUGCUUAUAUGAUAAGAAAAAUAAGGAUAGUAAGCCAAAGGAAAUGUUGUAGAUUGUAAGCUAUAUGCUACUGUAAUAUAAUGGGAAGGAGAAGGGAAAGGG
Sarcophilus harrisii (Tasmanian devil) is the source of this 3219-nucleotide messenger RNA. It is a transcript of the gene FBXL13, whose product is annotated as F-box and leucine rich repeat protein 13. Gene Ontology annotation, biological process: SCF-dependent proteasomal ubiquitin-dependent protein catabolic process. The coding region runs from base 418 to 2307 and encodes 629 amino acids. Gene Ontology annotation, cellular component: SCF ubiquitin ligase complex. NCBI's taxonomy places the organism in Eukaryota, Metazoa, Chordata, Mammalia, Dasyuromorphia, Dasyuridae. Gene Ontology annotation, molecular function: protein binding. The transcript is spliced from 17 exons. The record is from RefSeq and is a predicted model, not a curated record.